This is a messenger RNA of Juglans microcarpa x Juglans regia, 1169 nucleotides long. Its product is annotated as proline-rich receptor-like protein kinase PERK4. The transcript has 4 exons. Gene Ontology annotation, biological process: protein phosphorylation. The record is from RefSeq and is a predicted model, not a curated record. Gene Ontology annotation, cellular component: plasma membrane. Gene Ontology annotation, molecular function: protein kinase activity; ATP binding. Lineage: Eukaryota; Viridiplantae; Streptophyta; Magnoliopsida; Fagales; Juglandaceae. The coding region runs from base 153 to 1091 and encodes 312 amino acids.
GGCAACUUUGGAAGACUUUGGGAUUGAAAAAUCUUGGUUUCUCCAUGAUUGUUUCUUAGGGGAGCAUAAUUUCAGCUACUCAUCAAGGUGAAGACUGAAGAGAGAAGGAGCUAUGUGGAAAACAUGAACCUUGGAGGAGCUUUGCUGAAAACAUGAACAUUGGAGGGAGUGGAACAGAUUGCAAGGUAUCUUUCGAAAGUGAUGAUGAAGAAGCCCGUGUCGAUCAUCACUUGCUUGUUAACGGUCAAUCGAAGAUUUCACUUAUCACAGAAAUAAAACCAAAUCCAACUUAUACCUCAACAAUAUCCGUAGUGGAAAUCCCUGUUUGUCAUCCUUUGUCAGAGUCUCAACCUCCUGAUCCAGCAUCACUUGUUGCAAGUUCAGGCAGAGAAGGAGAUGAUAAAACGAUGUCUGGGCUACAUGAAGAAAGUGAAAAUCUGAAAGAAAUGGAGCUCCCUUCACCUUCAAAGGAGACAUCUCGACAUUCUAAAAUAUCCUCAAAAAAACCUUCUCUGGCCAAUCUCUUGCCAAGAUUACCAAGGAAGCUAACCGCGCAAGAACUCGAAGCGGCGAGAUGUGGGCCUAAAAGGAAUUUCACAAACAAUGACAAGAAUCAGAACAUUUCCUUAUAUGAUGGAUACCUGCCCGCUUGUCAGUCCAGAGUUUUGAUAAAAGUAUUCAUGGGAAAUUGUAGUGGCAUCCUUGAAGCAGAAAAAACAUCAGCUGUGUCUAUGCAACAUAAGUAUAUAAUGGAGUUGAUAGGAUACUGCGAGUCACGUGAAGAUUGUGCUGUUCUGGUCUAUCCGUUUGCAGAAUGCUGGGGGAACCUGGAUGAAUAUCUUACUGGCUCAGGGGAGACUGAUCAGUUGAAACUGACAUUUGAAGAUAAGCUAAACAUGGCUAUAAAAAUUGCUGAAGGUAUUCGAUACUUGCAUGAAGAAUGUCCCGGAGGCCCAGUAGUUCAUGGUGACUUACAACCAUUCAACAUAUUUCUGACAUUGAACUUCCGGCCACUGAUAUCUGGAUUUGGAAAAGCAAAGUGGCUUCAUCUAAAGCUAGGAUUGCAGAUAACCCCCAACAGGUUUACAUGAGCUAAACUCCAGGCCAAGUUUUGGAAGUCUAUUAUAGCCUGUUUGAAGCACUAACAUUAGUACUCUUUUUGCCUGAUU